Benincasa hispida (wax gourd) is the source of this 2744-nucleotide messenger RNA. Its product is annotated as Pentatricopeptide repeat (PPR-like) superfamily protein. NCBI's taxonomy places the organism in Eukaryota, Viridiplantae, Streptophyta, Magnoliopsida, Cucurbitales, Cucurbitaceae. Gene Ontology annotation, molecular function: protein binding. The record is from RefSeq and is a predicted model, not a curated record.
AUGAAUAUGACGAUAUCAUAUCAUAUGCUACGUAGGACGACGUUUAAGAUGAUAAACUCUAUGCCAUGUAUUGUCAAUCUGUUCCGAGUUCUCAGACUUAGUUUGCCGGCGGCAGGAAUAAUUGAGCCUUAAUUUCCAUUGCCUUGUGGAGCCGCCGCUGCCGUCACAACUUUCCCGAUUACCCAAUUCAAUUAUCCGAUAACAUGCUUCUUCUUUCACCAUUGCCACUCUCCACUCGCUUUCCCGUAAUACAAUUCCCUUCUCCCACCGUCUUCCUCCACCACCAGAACCCCCAUAUUACAACAACCCAUCUCCCAUUUCCCUUCAUCUCCGCCACCGCUACAACCUCCUCCUCCGUCGUCACCUGUUACACUUCCUCCGACGCCCUCGAGCUCGACGUUUUCGAAAACGACCCCGUUUCCCUUCAGAGUCGCCACUACGACUUCACUCCUCUACUCGACUUCCUUUCCCGGUCUUCGCUCUAUCCCAAGUCCGAUUCCGAUUCGGAGGUGGAAUUUAACUCUACUUUGAACUCCGGUUCUGACUCCGAUACGGCUUCUCCGACCUCCCUAGACCCCACCGAGUUCCAGCUUGCUGAGGCCUACAGGGCCGUGCCGGCGCCUCUCUGGCACUCUCUACUUAAGUCUCUUUGCUCUUCUUCCUCUUCGAUUGGGCUAGGUUAUGCGGUGGUUUCAUGGCUUCAGAAACAUAAUCUGUGUUUCUCUUAUGAAUUGCUUUACUCGAUUCUCAUUCAUGCACUUGGCCGCUCUGAGAAGCUCUAUGAAGCUUUUAUUCUCUCCCAGAAGCAAACCCUAACCCCCUUAACGUAUAAUGCUCUCAUUGGUGCUUGUGCUCGCAAUAAUGAUUUGGAGAAGGCCCUUAAUUUGAUGUCUAGGAUGAGACAGGAUGGUUAUCAAUCUGAUUUUGUCAACUAUAGUUUGAUAAUUCAGUCGCUUACUCGCACGAAUAAGAUUGAUGUCCCAAUCUUGCAAAAACUUUACGAAGAGAUUGAGUCUGAUAAAAUUGAACUCGAUGGGCAACUCCUUAAUGAUAUCAUAUUGGGGUUUGCGAAAGCUGGAGAUCCUAACCGAGCUCUGUAUUUCUUGUCCAUGGUACAGGCGAGUGGUUUAAAUCCCAAAACUUCUACUUUUGUUGCUAUUAUUUCUGCGUUGGGAAAUCAUGGGCGGACAGAGGAAGCUGAGGCUAUAUUUGAGGAAAUGAAAGAAGGUGGAUUGAAACCAAGAAUUAAGGCUUUUAAUGCACUUCUUAAAGGUUAUGCUAGAAAGGGUUCUUUGAAAGAAGCAGAAUCUAUUGUUUCAGAGAUGGAAAAGAGUGGAUUAUCACCGGAUGAGCACACAUAUGGUCUUCUCGUUGAUGCUUAUGCAAAUGUGGGCAGAUGGGAAAGUGCAAGACAUCUGUUGAAACAAAUGGAAGCUAGAAAUGUACAGCCCAACUCCUUUAUUUUCAGUAGGAUUUUAGCUAGUUAUCGGGACCGUGGCGAAUGGCAGAAAACAUUUGAAGUUUUGAGGGAAAUGAAGAACAGCAAUGUCAAACCUGAUAGGCAUUUUUACAAUGUUAUGAUUGACACUUUCGGGAAAUUCAAUUGCCUUGAUCAUGCUAUGGAAACGUAUGACCGGAUGCUCUCUGAGGGGAUUGAACCAGAUGUUGUUACUUGGAACACGCUUAUAGAUUGUCAUUGUAAGCAUGGAUACCAUGACAGGGCUGCAGAGUUGUUUGAGGAAAUGCAGGAGCGUGGUUAUUUACCUUGUCCCACAACAUAUAAUAUUAUGAUCAAUUCAUUAGGAGAGCAGGAAAAAUGGGACGAGGUGAAAAUCUUGUUAGGAAAGAUGCAGAGUCAGGGCUUACUUCCCAAUGUGAUAACAUACACUACACUUGUUGAUAUAUAUGGGCAGUCAGGGAGGUUUAAUGAUGCAAUUGAGUGCUUGGAGGCCAUGAAGUCUGCUGGGCUGAAACCAUCCUCAACAAUGUAUAAUGCUUUAAUCAAUGCCUUUGCUCAAAGAGGUUUGUCAGAGCAGGCAGUAAAUGCAUAUAGAGUUAUGAGAUCAGAUGGAUUAAAGCCCAGUCUCUUGGCUCUUAAUUCAUUGAUCAAUGCAUUUGGCGAGGAUAGGAGAGACAUUGAAGCCUUUUCAAUCUUGCAGUACAUGAAGGAAAAUGAUGUGAAGCCUGAUGUUGUCACAUAUACAACACUUAUGAAAGCUUUGAUUCGUGUUGACAAAUUUGACAAGGUUCCGGCUGUGUAUGAAGAGAUGAUUUUGUCUGGAUGUACUCCUGAUGGAAAGGCCAGAGCCAUGUUGCGGUCUGCCCUCAGAUACAUGAAGCGUACACUAAGCUUAUAGUUGCCCGCCCGAUCUUGUAAUCAUGCACCCUGGAGAAUAAAUUUGCUUGCGUUUAUCCAACCAAUACUUAUAGUAGGAAUUGCCAAAAGCUGAGUCAUAUCCUUAUGACUUGGAGAAAUAUUUGAUCUUACACAAAUAGUAUGGCAUUAUACCAGCAAAAAGUAGCAUUUCUACAGUAGAACUCUCAAUGCUCGCCUCUCCUUCAGCUCCCUUAAAUGACACAGAUCCACCCCACCCGGCUGUCAGGUGAAGGGUCUUAGAAACACCAGGAAAAUUCCCAUCUGUUAAUCAUUCUUGUAUUAUUGUUUAUAUUAACACCAUUCUUACGUUAUACAGUAAAAUGCAGAAUAAAUAAUCUAUCCAAGGACCUCACUUCAAUGACUGUUC